UCUCCUUUGAGGCCAAAAUGGGAAAGGCCACUAGACAUGCACUAUCUACAGCAGUGUUUCCCAACCAGUGUGCCUCCAGCUGUUGCAAAACUACAAUUCCCAGUAUACCAGGACAGCCUCAUGCUGUUGUAGUUUUGCAACAGCUGGAGUCACACUGGUUGGGAAACACUGGUCUACAUUAUAUGCCCAGAUCAUUCCUGACAUACAUUGAUAUUCUGCAGUGAUCAGACACGGCACUCCUACAAUCCUAAUGACCGCACACUAACCACACUAUCACAUCCUCCUAUCCCACGUGCGCCCCAUCCAGGAUCUACCCAUUAACCCCUCCAUGAUCAGCGCCGCGAUCACCAUACUGCACCCACCCAAUGUCCGCACUGAGCAGCGGGUUCCCGUCCCUCCACAUUAACCCCACCAGAUGAUCCUCACACACAAAACACCGUCCAGGUCCGGGAACUCAACCGGAAGUCAGCGGAAGGUCACAUGACCGCACAUUACCACACGUGACACAUACGUCAUCACAAUAACAAGCGCUGCGCCUUAUCAGACUCAGAGCGCUUACUAUGGUCAGACUCUCCCAACAGGAUCAUCUGCAUUUCUAAGUAUGGAGAAGAAUUAUGUGACUGAAAGGCUACUAAAUCUUACCUUGGAGAUUAUCUACCUACUGACUGGGAAGGAUUAUGUACCUCUAAAGAAGCCUGAGGAUCAAGAACCCAUCGCAGUGACUUCAUCGCACUUGUUAAUACAUGAGAAGAAGAUCCUCAAACUCACUAACAAGAUCAUUGAGUUGCUGACUGGAGAGGUUCCUAUAAGGUGUCAGGAUAUCACUGUAUGUUUCUCUAUGGAAGAAUGGGACUACAUAGAAGGACACAAGGAUCUGUACAAAGACAUUAUGGAGAGUGGGCAAACCCUAAGAUCACCUGAAGAGCCUAGGAAGAGGAAUACUUCAGAAAGAUGUCCUAGUUCUCUUUAUGACGAAAAUACAAAAAUGGAGAAUCAGAAUGGCUCACAGGAUUACAAGGUCAAUGAAACAUUGGAAGGUGAUCUGAAUAUUGUAUUGAUGGAUAUUGAUCCAGAGAAUGAAUAUGAAUUGUUAGAUGUGAAAGUUAAAGCAGAGGAAAUACCUAUUGUUAUCAGCCCAGGCGAAGACAACAGUGGGAGUAGAAUGAAUGAUCUUACAAUUCCACCCUGUGAAACAGAAGAUGUAAUACAAGAAUCUGCAAAUGCCAAUAGACCAUAUAUAGGUUCACCAUCAACCAAUGUAUCCUCUGAUUCAUCCAAAGAUAGAGGACAUGUUCCUGAGGUUGUUACAUUUAAAGUAGGCUACAGGAGUGACAACAGGUAUGCCUGUUCUGAAUGUGGCAAAUGUUUUACCAAAAAAGACAAAUUUGUCAUUCACAUGAGAGUCCACACCGGGGAGAAGCCAUAUUCGUGUCCCGAGUGUGGAAAACGCUUUACACAAAAAGCCAACUUAAUGGCUCACCAGAAGACUCACACAGGCGAAAGGCCAUUUUCCUGCACAGAGUGUGGCAAAGACUUUACAUGUAAAUCAACACUUGUUAAACACUGGAGAAUCCAUACAGGCGAGAAGCCUUUCUCAUGUUCUGAUUGUGGAAAAUGCUUUACCUACAAAUCCCAUCUUUUGGAACACCAAAGAAUUCACACAGGUGAGAAGCCUUUUACUUGCUUGGAGUGUGGCAAGUCUUUUAGACACAAGUCUCAUGUUAUUGGCCACCAGCGGGUCCACACAGGAGAGAAGCCCUUCACUUGCCCAAAGUGUGGUAAAUGUUUCACACAGGAAUCAAGUCUGGUCUAUCAUCAGAGAAUCCACACAGGAGAGAAGCCAUUUGGCUGCCCUGAAUGUGGAAAGUGCUUCACCUAUAAGUCUACUCUUGUGAAACAUCUGGUAAUCCAUUCUGGAGAAAAGCCCUAUGCUUGCUUACACUGUGAUAAGAGUUUUACUCAGAAAUCCAUACUAAAUGAGCAUCAGAAAAAUCACACAGGAGAGCGGCCUUUUGUGUGCUCCUUGUGUGGACGGACAUUUACCCGCAAGUCUAAUAUGUUGAAACAUCAGAUCACGCAUACGGGAGAGAGACCAUACACCUGUACACUAUGUGGGAAUAGCUUCACACAGAAGGCCAGUCUUGUCAAACACCAGAAACUUCACUUAACACAGGACUCCAAAUUACAAACUUAGUUGAGAAAACUUUUUUUUAUCUCAAGUUGCUAGAAAGAUGCUACUGUGUGAAUUGCCUUAGGGGAAUUAAGACAUACGGACACAGGAUAUUUAUUUUUAAGUAUUUCUGCCUUAAUUGUAGCUUGAGGACGUAGACGUAUACCUGGCAGGAGACUGAGUUUGGUGAUCAUUUACAGAAAUGACCCCAUUAUUAGGAUUAUGAGUUUAGUGGAACUAUACUUUUUUUUUUUGUUAUUUUUGUUAAAGAGGUAUUCCAGGAUUUAUUUUUAUUUGACUAUGCUACACGGGCUGUAAAGUUAGUGUAGUUCAUAAUAUAGUGUCUGUACCUGUGUGUGAUGGUUUUCUCACAAUUCUUCUGUGAUUUUUCACCCCAAUAUUUAUUUUUACCAGCAUACAAAAUGACUGUUGUCUCAGAUUUUUCCCAGCUUGCAAUGUGGCCGAGACCUGACUCACUAGUCAGCUGAUGACAGGGAGCCUGUCUGCUUCAAUGGGUGGAGGGAUCAAUCUGCAACUAAUGCAACAGCUGCAGGCACCCCGAUUGAAAACCACAGGUCUUUUGAAUGGAUGCAGCUCAUUUAUGUUUCAAUGGGUGGGGUGGCUGAUGUGUGGGAGGAAGGAAAAUGGAAUUGUGGGAUUUGUAGUCAAAAAAAGAAAAGUCAAACAGGAAAUACCAGUUCACAAAAAGCUAGCCACAGUGUUAUGGUAAACUCACAACAUAGCCAUUUAGCCCCAAGACAAGCGUAGAUCCUUCCUAAGCAUGCCCAUUACUGCCUGCCAGGUAUGUACUAAAAUCACCUUAUGGUGGAGAACCCCUUUAAUGUAAAUUUACUUACAUUUAUUUCUUAGAGUAGUACCACUAAUCUAUAUAAUACAUAUACGUGCUCUGUUCAACUCCAAAGCUGCGUCCAGACACGAGCUGGUUUAUUUCACCAACAUAAGGGUAACUUCAAUCACUAUAGACAAAUUCUUUCAGUGACCCCCUUCCUACCAAAGUAAGGAUGAGUAUUGUUCUCUUAUUAUUUCAGUGUGGGAGAAAUACAUUAUAACACAUUUUCUAAUUAAAUCAAGUAUUAUAUAAAUACACUGUAUCCAGUAAAAAGAAAGCUGCUCUAUGUAUCUGCUGUACCCUCUGAGUAAUUGGCAGGGACACUCAGUGGUAGAGCCUGUCCCCUCUUUAAAGGAGUUAUCCAGUAUAAAAAAAUGUAUCCACUAUCCCCAAAGUAGGGGAUCCGACCUGGCUCUCUGCAUGAAUGACGCUGUAUCGACCACGGCACAAAGAGGUGACCGACAUGCUCCCUCCAUGUAUCUCUAUGGGAGAGCCAGAGAUAUAGCGUUCGUGUAUCUCCUGACGUGGAUGCCCACUGAUCAGAUAUUGAUGGUUUAUUCUAAGACUAAGCCAUCAAUAUAAAAGAAACCUCUUUAGGGUAGGGUCACACACAGCGCAUUUGAUGCUACGCAUGCUCUGUCGGCGGUCACAAAUUGACUGAAGGGCAAUCUUCCUGCUGCUGGGAAGAAAAUAACUGUGGCCGAAAAUAACUUAUCCUGUGGAUAGGGGAUAAGUGUUUGAUCGCGGGGAGUCCGACCGCUGGGACCCCCCACGAUCUCCUGCACGGGGCCACAGCUCUGCCGAGGCUCUCCCGUGCAGGGAGCGUGCUGGCCGCAGCGUGACGUUGCGGCCGACACUUCUCCAUGUAACUAUAUGGGAGAGGCAGGGAGGCAGCGUUCAUGCCUCCCCACCUCUCCCAUAGAACUGUAUGUGGAGGAGGGGAGGGGGCGUAACUGUCGACCUCUCUAGGUUGACGCUACGCGCAUUAGCGCUCUCACUGAGCACUAAUGCGGGGGCCCGUUCAGGAGAUCGCGGGAGUCCCAGUGGUCGGACCCAGUGCGAUCAAACACUUAUCCCCUAUCCUGUGGAUAGGGGAUAAGUGUUAUAAUGCUGCAGUUGUCCUUUAAGACUGAGCUAGCCAACCUGACAUGUAUAGCCAAGAUGUCUACAGACAAGUAAAAGCAGAAAAUUAUUGGUGCUCAAAGUAACAA
This is a messenger RNA of Hyla sarda, 4231 nucleotides long. Its product is annotated as zinc finger protein OZF-like. Gene Ontology annotation, biological process: negative regulation of transcription by RNA polymerase II; regulation of cytokine production; regulation of immune system process. The coding region runs from base 602 to 2194 and encodes 530 amino acids. The transcript has 7 exons. NCBI's taxonomy places the organism in Eukaryota, Metazoa, Chordata, Amphibia, Anura, Hylidae. The record is from RefSeq and is a predicted model, not a curated record.